Messenger RNA from Glycine soja, 1930 nucleotides. Its product is annotated as amino acid transporter AVT1A-like. The transcript has 12 exons. NCBI's taxonomy places the organism in Eukaryota, Viridiplantae, Streptophyta, Magnoliopsida, Fabales, Fabaceae. The record is from RefSeq and is a predicted model, not a curated record. Bases 22 to 1650 code for a protein of 542 amino acids. Gene Ontology annotation, cellular component: plasma membrane.
CAUUGAAGGAAAAUUGUAAGAAUGGCUAAGAAUGAGUACAAGGAAAGAGAUUCUGAGUUUUUCAUGAAUAAGAUCAAUGAGAACGAAGAAGAACAGGACAUAGAAGCUAUCGGGUACCAUAGUGAUAUUAAUGAUCAGUGUGGCAGUGACAAUGAGGGGAAUCGUAGAACAGAACCUCAUUCUUCCUCUUCUCAGAUAUGGCCUCAAAGUUACAGAGAAGCCACUGAUUCUUAUUCAAUUUCUGCUGCUCCAAAUCUUGAAUCAAUUAUACGAGCACCGAGUGUGAUUUAUUCAAGCUUUAUUGGUGGCGGUGGUUUUGGUGGUGCUGGUUUUGGUUCAAAGAGUUACUUAGAACACGACGAAAGGACUUCUUUUUUAUCUGGUGAGGAACUCGCUAAUCAAGGGAUCACAAGAAGGCAAUCAACAUGGUGGGAGAAAGCUUCAAUUCAAAUGCAAAUUCCUGAAGAAUUACCUGUUGGUUAUGGAUGUAGCCUCACUCAAACAAUAUUUAAUGGGAUUAAUGUGAUGGCUGGAGUUGGCCUUCUAUCUACACCUUAUACGGUGAAACAAGCUGGGUGGGCUGGUUUGGUUGUGAUGCUUUUUUUUGCACUUGUAUGUUGUUAUACAGCAGACCUUAUGAAACACUGCUUUGAAAGCAGAGAAGGGAUCAUUAGCUAUCCAGAUAUAGGACAAGCUGCAUUUGGAAGAUAUGGCAGACUUAUUGUAUCAAUCAUUUUGUACACUGAGUUAUAUUCAUAUUGUGUGGAGUUUAUCAUCUUGGAAGGAGAUAACCUCACCAGGCUGUUUCCUGGAACAUCCUUACACUGGGGAAGUUUCCAGUUAGACUCCAAACACUUGUUUGGAAUUUUAACAGCACUUGUCAUUCUUCCAACAGUUUGGUUGAGGGAUCUUCGCAUAAUCUCCUAUCUCUCAGCUGGAGGGGUUGUUGCUACAGCAUUGAUUACUAUAUGUGUGUUUUUGGUUGGGACAACAGAUUCUGUUGGAUUCCAUCUCACUGGUCCAUUGGUGAAAUGGAGUGGCAUGCCCUUUGCUUUUGGUAUCUACGGAUUUUGCUUUGCAGGACAUUCAGUUUUUCCAAACAUUUAUCAGUCUAUGGCUGACAAAAGAGAAUUUACCAAGGCAGUGAUUGCAAGUUUUAUUUUAUGCAUAUUCAUAUAUGGAAGUGUUGCAGUCAUGGGAUAUCUCAUGUUUGGUGAAGGGACUUUGUCUCAGAUAACAUUGAAUCUACCACCAGAUGCAUUUGCUUCCAAAGUUGCCUUGUGGACAAUAGUAAUUAGCCCAUUGACCAAAUAUGCUUUGAUGAUGAACCCACUAGCAAGGAGUGUUGAGGAGUUGCUGCCGGAUAGCAUUUCAAGUACUUAUUGGUGUUUCAUUGCUCUUAGAACAGUACUGGUUAUAUCUACAGUUGGUGCUGCUUUUCUGAUUCCAUUUUUUGGGCUUGUGAUGGCUUUAAUUGGUUCUCUCCUCAGUGUACUAGUGGCAGUGGUAAUGCCAGCUUUAUGUUUCCUGAAAAUUGUGGGGAAAAAAGCAACAAGUACACAGGUUACUCUUAGCGUCAUAAUUGCCGCAUGCGGAAUCAUUAGUGCUUUGAUUGGAACAUAUUCAUCUAUCAAAAAUUGUGCAGAAUGAGAGUCACUGAGAUCUUCAUCAGUGUUUCAGCGCAGAUAUCUUGCCAUUUUUGAAUUAUUAUGAUGACAAUAAGACCUUGUUCUCUCCUGAACCCUACGUGGCAAGGUUCAAGUUUUUUUUUAUUAUUGACUGCAUAUUCAUAGAAAAUUGAACUGAAUCGAAGGUCAACGUUGAAAUAUCCAUGACUACAUUGUUUGUAUCUAUUGCUGACUAGCACCUCCAUGGCCCCAUAAUUAUUUGGUAUUGAAUUAGCGAACUCAUUUCUUUUGCUUAUUUUUCA